AAGCAUGAAGUGGCCCUUGAAGUUUGGAAUUCAAAUCUGAACAAUAAUGAACAACAUCGAUACAUGUUUCCCUUAAGUGAAAGCUCCAUCUAAUUAGAGAACACUGUACUUGCAGAAUGUGUUAAAGCCAAUUAGGUGAAGUAACACUUUCAGAAGAUGUAAAGAAUCAUUUUCAUAUGAUCAAUGUUGUUUAUAGAUACAACAACUGAAGGGUAUAUAAACCUGAGGCUGCCUCUGAAAUGGCUGGUUUGCAGUGUGCACACUUCUAUAUAAAACUUCUUAAUACAGUGGGUAUUCAUGUCCUCCAAUGAAGGAAUCUGGAAAGCUUCCUUCUGACAUAUGAUUGGAUACUUUUAUAAAUGCCAAUAUAGACUUCAUACCUUUACUGACUUUGGAUAGUCUAUGUAUUCUAUUCUUUCCAAUAUUAAAUAGAAAAAAAUGAGAGAUUAGUUAGCUUGUUGAAUGAAGACACAAAAGAUAGGCACCGUAAUUAGAAAACUAACAAGUAGACUUCAUUUCAGAUAUUUCAAACUGAUCUAGGGAGUGUUAAAAAGGAAAGGAUGUUGACAAGUGGACCUGUUACCACAAGUUGGUGAUCAGCUACUGCAGAGGCUAAUGAGCGAGAAUCACAAGUGCCAUGACAGCCUGGACUCCAGAGUAUGCCAAAGGUCAACCGUGAAAUUCUAUCCCCAAAUCAGAAAUUAAAAGUGGGGCGGGAAUGUGAUUCAGCCGUAAACCAUUUACCUAGCAUACACAAGGUCUUGAGAUUAAUCCCCAGUGAAAAGUACAUAUUAGAAUUCAAGUCAAUAGUUAACAUUUUUCCUCAUGGGCUUUUAAAAUGAGAAACAUCUUAAUCCUUACUUAAAAUGCUCAGCUAAUGAACAGCGUACCUUACAAAACCCCUUGAAUUUCCAAUUCUAAAUGCUUGGGAUGCUGCAUCUUCAUAACUGGCUGAAAGAUUCUUACUGUCUGACAAGGUUUCAAAGUCCUUUGGUAAUCUGAAUUUUCUUCCUUUCAUAUCAUCUAUGGCACCAGCUUCUACUGCCAGGAGAAUGUUCCAGGUUUUCUGCUCAUUUCCUUCAGCUCAGCAUCUACUAGCCCAUAAUUGGCAGCAGAUGGCGCACGCACAGCCAAUGAGAGCUGGGUAAACACCCUCUCAGCCUGCUAUAUUUUCGCGCGCUUUGCCCGACCUGAUCCACUGGGGCAGACAUCUUCGCUGUUCUAGACGGAAGCACAGUAAAUGUGCUGCUUGGAGAGAAAGCGUUCUUAGGUUGUUUUAUCCAUCCGCAAGGACCUAGGAAAGAAGUCAACAUCCACAGUACCUGUGUGUGCUGUAGAGACCUCACUUCAACCUUUGUGGCCACUCUCAGUCCCAGAGUUGAAGCAUCUGUUUCAUUUCCAAGCCACCAUGAGCUAUAGCAAGCAAGGGUCGCAGAAGGUCCUUCCCGAUUUAAGGAACAACAUGGCAAUCAAGUACCAUUCGCCUCAGGUUCUUCAAGAAAAGCAGAAGGAUCCCAAGAUUUUGCAAAUGCAAAUGGGAUCUGGAAAAAGAUCACAUGAGAUAUCUAACAGCCAAGAGCAAAGACUCGAUUCUCCUAAGAAAGCUCAACAAGAUCGGAAUAUUCUCCCAGAUAAAACAAUCAAGAUCACCUUGGGGAAAAACUCCAAAAAAUAUUUCUGGAUUUCCAUCCAUAGAGAGACAGGUAGCUUAUAUGAGGCACUGAAAAUCCUUGACUUUGUCAAAAAAGAGAUAGAAAAACAUCCAGGCAAAGAAAUGCUGGUGUGUGGCAAAGAAGGAAUAGAAGGGCACAUAAACCUCGGUAUGCCCCUCCGUUGUUUUCCACAAGGCAGCCAUGUGAUCAUUACAUUUUCCAAAACUGAAAUUGAGGAGAAAGAAAAUAAUGAAUUGUGUGGGCGCUUUGACCAGUCAUCUGCUGAGUGUGUUGUAUUUUACAUUCAUGCAGUCGGGAAUAGGGAGCAAAGGAUUCUGAGGUGUAGGGAACUUCACAAAGAAGGAACCAAACUCUGUGUCUAUGGCUUCAAGGGAGAGACCAUCAAGACCACUCUGAGGAAGGAUGGCAGGUUUCUCUCCUUUGUAGAGAGUGACCAUUGGAAACUCAUUAAUAAUGACACCAUCAUAGCAAACAGCCAGUCAGUUGAUGUGUUAGAGGGCAAGCUCUUUCAGAUUGAUGUUGAGAGAAAGGAGAGCCCUUGGGCAGCAGCGAGAACUCAGAAAUCUGAGUUAGAGGACAGAAACAUCAGUGAGUUGGAAGGAUAUAUUGUGAAUUUGUACCCCACACUGACAGGAGAACGUGAGAAAGUGAGAGCAUAUAUCAAGAAAAAAAGUGAGAAUAGUAAAGAAGAGUCGCUUUUUGAAGCCCAGAAGAGGAAGUUCAGUGAAGUGGCAAGAAGCUCUACUCCAGAUAAAAUGGUCAAACUUCUUUCACGCUUCAUGGAUUCCACUGGGCUCAUAGUUUGGAACAAUAAUGGAAACAGGGGUAGAGCCACUUGCUUUGUUUUCAGAGGAUUGUACAUUUUCACUUGUCGACAUGUAUUAAAUGAUAUUGUGGGAGAAGGAAGAGAGCCAAGUGAGUGUCUAGACCUAAUUAGCCAAUGCGUAGGGUAACAUUUG
Arvicola amphibius (Eurasian water vole) is the source of this 2632-nucleotide messenger RNA. Its product is annotated as serine protease FAM111A-like. The transcript has 5 exons. Bases 1409 to 2626 code for a protein of 405 amino acids. Lineage: Eukaryota; Metazoa; Chordata; Mammalia; Rodentia; Cricetidae. The record is from RefSeq and is a predicted model, not a curated record.